AUGAAUGGGGCUGAGCUUGCAGGGGGUUUGCUGACUGCGCUGGGCAAGCUGGACAUGGAACCCUAUCUCUGGCAGGCCGACGCUUACCCGCAUUGCCAUCAAUGUGAUCAGCUGCAGUCGAGUUUCCGGGCUGCAUUAGCUGCUCCGUUAGCUGUUGGAGUUUCGGAUCCUCCACGCCUGACCCAGGUAAGGGACAAGGCCCUCGUUGCCACAAAGGCUGAUGUGAAGGGCUACAAUGACAAGCAGGUGGUCUCGUGGCUGGUGGUGACGUCUCUUUCGGGGAUGAACGGUCCCGGACUGGUGAUGGCCAGCGAAAUCACCUUUGCCGACAUUGCACAAGAUGCGAAAUAUGCUGAACACGUCUUUGAUGGUGUUUGGGUCUACAACCUGCUGACACGGCUUCCUUGCGGGUACAUCCCUGAUGCGCAGCAGCUUGGUAAUGUCUCUCUUGGAGACGGUCCACAAAAGCGAUGCAUUCCAGUUCUCUUCGGAGAAAGUGGCUCAGGCAAAACGGUGCAAGCACUGUUCGCGCCAGCCCUCAAGAUGCUGACCGAAGACUGCGGCGUUGUAAGGGUUUUCGCCUGCAGCCUUCCUGACGCUAGUGAGCAUCUCGACAAAGUCAGGGAAGCCAGUCGGGAGAAUCGCACUGCUGUGCGUGCGGAGUGGUGCCAGAAGUUCGUGAUGCAAGAGUUCAAGGAGCGGCUGAAGAAUGCGUUUCCUAAUCACGGCGAUUUGGUUCGAGGCUGGCUGGAAGAUGAGCAGCGAAACAGUUCUGCUCUGGGCUCUGUGGUGUUUGUGAUCGACGAAAUCACGAAAUGUCCUGAGCUGGCGAAGGGCAUUGCCGCAUGUCAAGAUGACAUCUACAAAGAGCUGAAUCUUUAUUGCGACUCUCCACAACUGGUGAUGGCCAGCACCUCCGCGGCACGUGUUCUUGAGCCUGGUCCAAGCCUCGACUACUCUAGCGACCCAAGCAAGGUGUGCUUGGUUCCUGUUGGCCAAGUUAAGGAGCGCAGCUUUCUGGACAGCUUAAUCGC
Molecule: messenger RNA, 1034 nt
Organism: Symbiodinium necroappetens
Lineage: Eukaryota; Dinophyceae; Suessiales; Symbiodiniaceae
Source: the annotation of a GenBank genome assembly